Molecule: messenger RNA, 2676 nt
Organism: Kwoniella shivajii
Lineage: Eukaryota; Fungi; Basidiomycota; Tremellomycetes; Tremellales; Cryptococcaceae
Exons: 17
Coding region: 1-2676 (891 amino acids)
Biological process (GO): double-strand break repair via homologous recombination
Cellular component (GO): cytoplasm; nucleus
Molecular function (GO): ATP binding; ATP-dependent chromatin remodeler activity
Source: RefSeq, a predicted model, not a curated record
AUGGAAUCAUACAACAUCCACAACAAACCUCCUCCUAAUCCUCCUCCUCGACACGCAAUAAUCGAUAUGACUUCACCUUCUCCCUCUGCCUCUCCCUCUCCUGCACCUCCAAGACCCGCUCAAUCAUUCGUUGGCGAACCUGCGAGAGCGAGGUAUCCUGGACAGUCCAGAUUGUUCAGUGCGUAUCCCACUUCUGCAGCGACCAAACAUGACUCCAGUUCUACCUUCAACCAAAGAUCAAGUGAAUCUUCAUACAACGCACUCACGCCUUCUAUAAACACCAACGUAGCGCCUAUUGAUCCUCUUGAUUUCGAAGGUUUUGGUUCUUCUCUCCCUUCGAAACCAUCUAAACCAUCCAAACCCUCCAGUCAAUCAGCUUCAGGUCACUUAUAUCGAAAAGCAGUUGAACCAUCAAAGGCCAAUAACUCAUAUAGUAGCUAUAUCAAACCCGCUACUCCAAAUGCCUUCAAGUCAGGAAACGCCCAAGCUCAGCAACCGAAACAACUCUUCUCGAAGCCAGCACAACAACCUGCUUUCUCAGCAAAUCAACAAUGGCCAACAUGGCUCACCAACGGUCAACCAAACCCUGUUUUAGUACAUCAUAAGCCUGUUCCUGCUCCAAUCACUAAUAUCAAAACCAGACCAACAGAAGACGAUGACACACCCAGGGAAGAGUUCAACCUUGAUUCAGUGCCAGUCACAGCAGAUGAUAUGGCUAGAUUCCAUGGCGAUGCUGAUCGACAUAUGCAAGAGCUGUUGAGUGGUGCGAUAGGUGAUGGCGAAGGCGAGAUGGGUGACGAAGGAACAAACGAAGGUGAUGACUUAGUCGAUGGCUUUGCCGAUGGGGUCAAAUUGAUGCCUCAUCAAGUGAGAGGUGUCAAAUGGAUGAGACAAAGAGAAAGUGGAAGGAAAUAUGGCGGUAUCUUAGCAGAUGACAUGGGUCUUGGUAAAACCGUUCAGACAUUGGCUAGAAUUGUAGAAGGUAUAGCAACGACAGCUGAGAAGAAGGCUGGCUACAAAGCUGGUACUUUAAUUAUUGCCCCACUUGCUGUGAUGGAGCAGUGGGCAACUGAAGUCAAAACCAAGACCACUCCUGGCCUCCUGAAGGUCACGACUCAUCAUGGCCCAAGCAGGACCAAAUCUGGUAAAAUGCUCGAGAAGUUUGAUGUUGUGAUUACCACGUUCCAGACUGUCGCUUCAGAGUAUGGCACACACGAGACUGUCGCUCAGCGAAGAGUCGAUGACGGGGAUUCAGAUUCCGACGUCGAAAUCGGACGGAAAGGCGCUGGGAAAGGAAAAAAAGCGAAGAAACCGACAUGCCCGCUUUUUGAGGUGAAAUGGCUGAGGGUCGUGGUAGACGAGGCUCAAAAUAUCAAAAACAAAAAUACUAGAGCUGCAAAAGCUGCAGUUGCGUUGAAAGCGAAGUACAGGUGGUGUUUGACAGGAACCCCCAUUCAGAAUAACGUCGAGGAGCUUUACUCUCUCUUCAAAUUUCUUCGAGCACGUCCAUUGGAUGAUUGGGAUAAUUUCAGAGAGCGAAUUACCGCUUUGGUUAAAAAUGGUCAGACAAAAUUAGCUAUGAAAAGAUUGCAUGUCAUCUUGAAGGCCGUAAUGUUAAGGAGAACCAAGGAUGCCACGAUUGAUGGCAAGAAAAUUCUUAACCUUCCCGGACGUACUGUGGCUAUCACUCCCUGCGAUUUCGACGAUGAGGAAAGAGCAUUUUAUGACGCUUUGGAAAAGAAAACGGAAAUCACCUUUAAUAGGUUUGUCAAAAGCGGUACAGCCAUGGCAAACUAUACUUCAGUUCUGACCAUGCUUUUACGAUUGCGUCAAGCUUGCGUGCAUCCCUCGCUCGUGACCAAAUCUCUUACCUUGGACACAGAUGCAAUCACCGACUCUGCAAGUCAACCUAAGGAGCUUGAAAGUCCCGAUCAGGCAGAUGAACUCGCUGAUCUCUUAGGAGGCUUGGGUGUAGAAAGUGGCAAGACCUGUCAGAUGUGCUUUGUGAAAUUGCAAAACACUUCAGCGAAGCAUUGUGAUGCAUGUACCGAUAUUGCCCGACAAGCCGAAGCCAAAUCGUCAGAAAACGACGAAGGAUUACCGCCAACCUCAGCCAAGAUUCGAAUGCUCUUGAAACUUCUGACUGAGGUAGAAGAAAGAUCAGGAAAGACUGAAAAGACGAUCGUCUUCUCACAAUUUACCAGCUUCCUGGAUCUGAUAGAACCUUUUUUGAAGAAAUACGGUAUCGCCUAUGUGAGAUACGAUGGUAAGAUGAAGAAUGAUAAAAGACAAGAAUCAUUAGAGAAGAUCAAAAGUCGCGCAGAUAUAAGAGUUAUUCUGAUCUCUUUCAAAGCUGGAAGUACAGGUCUCAAUUUGACUUGUUGCAACAAUGUCGUAUUGAUGGAUCUCUGGUGGAAUCCCGCUCUGGAAGAUCAGGCAUUUGACAGAGCACAUCGACUUGGUCAAAAGCUCGACGUGAAUAUAUUCAAAUUGACUAUCCAGGAAACAGUGGAAGAUCGUAUUCUCGCCUUGCAGAAUAACAAAAGAGAACUCGCCAAUGCGGCAUUGAGUGGAGAUGGUGCCAAAGGCUUGAUGAAAUUGACGAUGAACGAUAUCAUGAAACUGUUCCAGCGAAGCAGGAAAGAUCAAGAUGACGAAGACUCUGAUUCUGAUUAG